GGGAAGCGGGCGGGGCUUCGUGGCGUCCAUCUCUCCCUGCGGCCUUGCCGGCAUGUUCGUGCCUUGCGAUGGCGGAGGCUCCGAUUUCGCGGGCUUCACGCUGCUUAUGCCAGCAGUGUCGGUGGGAAACGUUGGCCAGCUGGCAGUAGAUCUAGUGAUCUCCACACUUUGCAUGCCUAAAGUGGGCUACUUCUACACCGAUUGCCUGGUGCCGAUGGUGGGGAAUAAUCCAUAUGCAACAACAAAAGAGAACUCAGUGGAGCUGAGCAUAAAUGCUGAAGUGUAUUCAUUGCCUUCAAAGAAACUUGUAGUUCUGCAGAUCAGAUCACCUUUUAUAAAGAACAAGUACAGGCCAUUCUGUCAAACACUGCUUUCUUGGGUGGAAAGCAGCAAAUGUGCCAGAGUCAUUCUUCUGUCCAGCAGCCACGCAUACCAGCGUGAUGACGAACAACUUCUGGGGACACCACUGCGCUACCUACUUACACCAGCUCUUGAGAAAGCAAUUGAUGGCCAUAUACAGGAGCUGAAAUGGAAAGAAAUGGAAAAAGUAGCAGCUUACCCUGGAAUAAGUGAUACAGAAAAAGUUCUACAUAUUCCCGGAGGUGGCAUCACAAAGUUAUUGUUUACUGAGAGCUGUUCCAAAGGAAUCCACAUGGCAGUUCUUCUCAAAUUCUGCUCAGAAGGGGACAAUAUCCCUGACGCCUUUGGGCUUGUUAACUAUCUGAAUGAAUGGCUUCAGCUAAUUAAAAUCAGAAGAAACUCUUCCGCAGAUGCUUCUCCAGAGAGGGAAAUACCAGAUACUUCUUCACAAUGGAAAAUACCAAGUUCUUGGCGCCUGCUUUUUGGCAACGGUCUUCCACCUGCGCUCUUCUGAUCUGUUUGGAUUUCUUCUGUAAGUCACACUGGCAUAGUCUCGAUAUCCCUUGAAAAGAUGAUUAUUUACUGAUUGCCAAGCGACAGCAGCCUGAUUUGUUAUGUAAAUACAUUAAGAAAAACCUUUUACCCCUGCUAACUAUUGAAAUAACAGUAACUUGCAGAAAUGGAACAAAGAAAUAGGUUUCGCAUAGUUGUUUAUUGAAGAUUUUCUUUUUAAAUAAAAUAUUUUUAAAAACUUU
This is a messenger RNA of Numida meleagris (helmeted guineafowl), 1115 nucleotides long. RefSeq names its product proteasome assembly chaperone 2 (gene PSMG2). The coding region runs from base 53 to 874 and encodes 273 amino acids. Gene Ontology annotation, biological process: proteasome assembly. The transcript is spliced from 7 exons. Lineage: Eukaryota; Metazoa; Chordata; Aves; Galliformes; Numididae. The record is from RefSeq and is a predicted model, not a curated record. Gene Ontology annotation, cellular component: nucleus; cytosol.